AUGGAGUCGCGGUCCGUCUCCACUACGGAGGCGGUGAACAUGACGAUGUCGUCGGAGGCCACUACGCUCUCCGACGCCGAAAAGCUGGAGGAGAUCCUGAAGACGAUGUGGCCCACACCCUUCCUCUGGUUUCUCAUCGCGUGCCAUCUGGUCGUGUUCGUGGUGGGGCUGGUGGGCAACGCACUCGUCUGCAUCGCCGUGCUGCGCAACCACACCAUGCGCACCGUUACCAACAUCUUCAUCGUGAACCUGGCGGUGGCUGACUUCUUGGUGCUGCUGUUCUGCCUGCCGCCCACCGUCACCGUUGACGUCACGCAGACCUGGUUCUUCGGCAACGUCGCCUGCAAGGUCAUCACCUCGCUGCAGUGGAUGUCGGUAGCGGUGUCCGUGCUGACGCUCACCUUCAUCUCGCUGGACCGGUGGUACGCCCUGUGCCACCCGCUGCGGUUCCUGGCCACGGCCAGAUGGGCCAAGAAGGCAAUCGUCAUGAUCUGGAUCGUCUCCAUUGCGAUCAGCGUGCCGUACAUGGUGUGGACGGAGGUGCACCCGUUCCCGUGGAGUCCGGAGGGCACCAUCUACUUCUCGUACUGCGCGCCCACCUUCGGACGCUGGGAGCUGUUCUCCUCGGUCGCCUCGUUCGUCGGCCUGUACCUGCUGCCGCUCUGCUUCAUGGUCUUCACCUACAGCCAGAUCGUGCGCGUGCUGUGGUGCCAGGCCAUCCCGGGCCACGUCCAGUUCAGUGACGGCUCCGUGGCCGACGGCAGGCACAACGGGCAAGGCGGCCCCAUGCCGCAGUCUUCUGACCCCAUCUCUGCCCGCAUCCAGUCCAGGCGCAAGGCCGCCAAAAUGAUGGUCAUCGUCGUCAUAAUCUUUGCCAUCUGCUUGCUCUUCGUGCAUGCCCUCAUCGUCAUCAGAACUGCCAUGGGCGACGGCUGGAGAGAAAUCCCCGGCGAGGUGGCGCAGGCGUCCGUGUUCAUCUCCCACUGGCUGUUCUACUUCAACAGCGCCAUCAACCCCGUUAUCUACAACUUCAUGAGCAGCAAGUUUCGGCGCGAGUUCCGGAAGGCGAUGUGCCGCUCCUGGCAGACACCGCUCGGCCUGCGGACAGAUGACAGCCGAACACAGCACGCUAACAGCUCGCCAUUGGAAAGCCGCAGCAACCCGGUGACGCUGACGACGACGAGCAGCAAGGGACUACGACGCCUGCUGACCGGCCGGCGCCCAAGCAGCGGCUCCCGUGCCGAGACCAGGCUCUAGUAGCGGUCUCGGCAGAAGGUCAGGUCCGCUGA
Messenger RNA from Pollicipes pollicipes, 1289 nucleotides. Its product is annotated as orexin receptor type 2. Gene Ontology annotation, biological process: G protein-coupled receptor signaling pathway. The transcript has 7 exons. The coding region runs from base 1 to 1257 and encodes 418 amino acids. NCBI's taxonomy places the organism in Eukaryota, Metazoa, Arthropoda, Thecostraca, Pollicipedomorpha, Pollicipedidae. Gene Ontology annotation, molecular function: neuropeptide Y receptor activity. The record is from RefSeq and is a predicted model, not a curated record. Gene Ontology annotation, cellular component: plasma membrane.